Messenger RNA from Centruroides sculpturatus (bark scorpion), 3300 nucleotides. RefSeq names its product steroid receptor RNA activator 1-like. Bases 73 to 792 code for a protein of 239 amino acids. Gene Ontology annotation, biological process: regulation of transcription by RNA polymerase II. The transcript is spliced from 6 exons. The record is from RefSeq and is a predicted model, not a curated record. Gene Ontology annotation, cellular component: nucleus. NCBI's taxonomy places the organism in Eukaryota, Metazoa, Arthropoda, Arachnida, Scorpiones, Buthidae.
AGAUGGCAACUCUUACUUUGAAUGGAUGGAUGACAUACGAGGUGCAAGUUCGUUGAUGACAUAUUUGUAAACAUGAAUCCUUCAGAUAAUAAUAAUCAAUAUUGGAAUGAUCCUCCUCAGUUUGCAUAUUCUGGACAAACAAUGUCAUCUUCUAUGCCUAAAAGAUUAUUAAAUAAAUAUGCGCCUUAUCCAGAAAUGACUGGAAAAUCAAAUGAUACUCCUCCUCCCAUAAAACUCUUAGGUACUCUGCUGCCAGUUUCAGUUAAUACACCAGAUUCUAACCCAUCAGAAGCAUCUCCUCAGCAGAAUGUUGUUGUUUUACCUCCAACAGCUGACAAUUCUGUUCCACCUCCACAACCACUUUCCACUGAUGGUUUUUCUAAUCUGAUUAAUUCCACUACUCAACAAACAACAGAUCAUGAAGAGGAUGAAAUGAAGUCAGAUGAUGAUAUGAAUACGCUUGUACUAAAUACAUUUGAAAAACUACUAGAAAUAUGCUCAGAACAUAUGCAGGAAAAGAAAGUUAAUGAAGUAAAAAGACGCCUCAAUAUUCUUUCGGAAUGUUGGAAAGAUGAAAAAUUAAGUAACACUAUUAAGCAGAAGUUAUACAAACUUGUAACAGCAAUAUUAAAGAAAAAAUAUGACGUAGCCGACAGUAUACAUCUCAGCUUAAUGAUGGAUCAUUUCAGUGAGGUUGGAACUUGGAUGGUCGGCGUCAAACAUCUACUACACGAAGCUAAAGAGAGAAAUAUUUUUAUUACGGAUGGUGCUCAAGAUGAUGAUAAGUUAUGAUUUAAAACGUGUAUUAUAAAUAACGAGUGAGUAAUAAUAGAUCUGUAGUUUUGUUAAUGCGAUAAAAAUCAUUUGCCAACAUUAGAAGUUUCUUUGUAAAUACAAAAUUUAUAUUUUAAUUACGGAGCAUAAAAGCAGCUUCCCGGGAGUGGCUCGAUAUUUUUAUAAAUUAAUAUUUUGUGUGAAUAAUUUUUUAUAUUUUGUGUGCACAAAUGCAAUAGAUAUUGAGAUUAAUUCAAAGACUAACGUGUGUAUGUGUACUGUAUAUGUAUUGUUGGUUCCAAAAAAUUAAUUACAAUUCCACUGAUGCGACUGAGAAAGACAUUUUAUGUAGAUAAAACUUUCAGAUAGUUUUAAGCCAUUAAGAUUGUUAUGCUUGCUAGUUCAAUUUAACAAUAAUUCUUGUUAAUGUAUUUGACAACUUUUUAACACUUAACAAACUAUAAUAGAAAAAUUCUGUGUAAAAAGAAAGUAUUUAGAAUAAUUUUUCUAUUAUAGUUUGUUACUUUCUUUUUACACAGAAAUUAUAGUACUGUACUGUUUAAUAACACAUUUGUACAGGUUGGCCCACUUGCAACCACAGAAUCUAAUUACAUAUAAUCUGUACUUAGGAAUCAUAAUUGACUUCAUGUAUUGAAAUUUGGAAAAAAUAAUGUUUUUCUGGAACCAAAAAUAUAUAUCUGCAGUUGUGUAAGCUGAACUCUAUUUUUUUUUUUUAAAUUAAUUUUGUAGAGCAAACUAUACAUGCUUUACAGUUUGUGCAAUCAAUAUGCAAUCAUUUAUAUUAAUUUGAGAAAUUAUGAAUUUCUUUUGGUAUACAAUUUUUCCUGUUUCUUCUAUAAAACAUACAUUUAAGAUGAAGAAUCAAUAUGCAAGUGAAAUCUUAAAUAUUUUAACAUCUAAAGAGAGAAUGGCACAAUGUUAGGGUCACUGAUUUUGUCAAGCUCUGAGGCUAUGGUGCUUUAUGCAAUUUUCUUGUUUAAUUUUGAGUAGUGCACCUUAUUGAUUGGCACAUGUCAGUCAUUGGGGACAUGCCACCUCACUGAAUUUGCCCAAAAUCUCAUGCUGUCCUCUUGUUGGCUAUCUGAUAAUGUUAAAAAAAAAAGUUUUGCUGCUUAAAAAGAACUUUCAAAGAAUUAGACUAUAUUCUUGUGUCUUAAUUUGUAAACCAAAACUUUUUGGUACAAUAUUCUGUUCCGAAUUUCAAUUGUCUGAACUUGCAGCAAGUAUUUGUAACAUUAUGCUUCAAAAAUAUAUAUAUAUAUAUACUUAAUGGAUGACCAAGGAGGAUACUACAAGAAUGGUUUAAAUCUAUUGUUAAAAUAUGUUCUGAAGUGAGAUAUAAAGAUGAUAAUGUAGAAUGUAAGUUGUUUCGUUAUCUAAAGUUAAUAUUAAAUUAGCCCUGGCUCUUAAAAAUAAUUAAAGUGGUAGAUUCUAUUAAUAAAAUCAGUCACAAAAAAGAGAUUUAAAGACAAAAUUAUCAUCUAAUGUACUGUAUAAUUUCAUGUCUAGUCCCAGACCUCAAAGUGUUAAAUACAGCAGUUUGGAGGAGUAAAAAAUUAGCCAGAAUUGUGUAAAUUUGCACACUAAGUCAUGCUCUUCUAUGAAAAUGGUGUAUGGGUUAGUAAUAAAAUAAAUCUGGUGAUUCUGUACUAUUAACUGUAGUAGCAAAGAGAGGUUGAUGAAAGCUACAGGAAUCCUCAAAGGGGUUGGUGGUCAAUAAAGAUAAUUUGAUCCAGACUCUAGGAAGAAAUCGAUCCGACCGUAUUGAUUAUUUGCUAUGUCAAAGUGGAAUCUUAAUUAUCAAAUGAUACCGAUUGGCGAUAAUUUUAUGGGUAAAUGAACUGUCAGAUUUACAGAAUAUAAUUAUGAAAUUGGCAAUUUUUGGUGUUUUCUUAUUGUUAACUUUAUGUCUUAAAAUACAAAUUAAUGUACCCACAAACACAGACUGAAUUCUUUUAAAUCAAAUUUUAGCAAGAGAAAAAAUUAUGUUGAGAAAUUAAUUCUAAUCUAAUAAAUAGUUUAAUAAGACCUUGGGGCAAGAACACACAAGGGUGAUUUUUCAGAAACUUGAAAAAGAGUUAAAUGUUAAAGUUUCAAAUUUUUUCAUUUAAACUGUUUCUAAGAGCCAAUAAUCUAUUAUUACAUUUUGGAGAGAUGACAGCAAAGAUAAAACAAAUAUUGUAACUCACAGUUGCCAAGUAUGAUCUACAGUUUGUAGGACACAAAACCAAAAACUUCAGAGUUAAUUUUCUAUGUAUUGUGGCAAACUGCAUGAUAUAUAUAUACGUCUGUAAACAGUUAUUAUUAUGUCAGUCUUUUGGAUGCAUGUGGAACAACAAAUGUGAGUUAUGAUAUUGUUUGUAGUUGUAAAAGCUGGUAGGCUUGUUUAUAAGUGUUGACACAUGUUGGAUGACAGAACUGUUUCUCGGAUUGUUCAUAAGCAAUGUCAAACUAUUUAUUGUAUGACAUACUUUAUAAAUAAAAGAAAGUAUUAUUUUCAUAUUA